CGGCUGUGUUUGUCCCACAGUGCAGCGCUGACCACAAGUCCAAUUGGAAGUUUAAUUAUAUUCAAUUUUAUAGUCCAAUUGGCAACAAGGAUUACUACUACCUACCCUCAACAUGUUCUUCAAGCUGCUCUUCGUCUCCUGCCUGGUUGUGGCGUUGGCCAAGCCACAGCUUCAGCCCGCUGCCCAGUAUCCGGCUGGUGUCAAUCCACAGGACUGCCCCAAUUUCCCGCUCUGUGAUAAUGCGCGCCUGCACAAUCCCCAGUCGCAGUGGCAGCAACCGCAGCCCCAGUGGCAGCCACAGCCUCAGCCCCAAUGGCAGCCACAGCCCCAGCCCCAAUGGCAGCCACAGCCCCAGUGGCAGCAGCCGCAACCUCAGUGGCAGCCACAGCCCAGCUGGAACCCUGCACCCGCACCAGCGCCCGGCGGUGGAGACAAAUACCCAGCUGGCAUCAAUCCACAAACCUGCCCCAACUAUCCCUACUGCGAUGUGAAUGCCGGCCAUGCCGCAGCGCCUGUUGCCGCACCACCAUUGCCCGGCUGGACGGAGCGUCUCUAUCCCGCUGGCGUGUCGCCACAGCAGUGCCCCAACUUCCCCUACUGCCACUAAGAGCAGCAACCGCAUCUUUACCGCCUCUACAUACUCUCUUCCUCUCUAUAACUGCGCGAUCCUCUCCUCAUUUAGCUUCCUUCUAGUUCUCAACUUUUGAAAUGCUUGUUCUUGUUGGCAUCAAAUAAAAAACUGAAAACAAAACAUGUUGGUCACA
Molecule: messenger RNA, 764 nt
Organism: Drosophila arizonae
Lineage: Eukaryota; Metazoa; Arthropoda; Insecta; Diptera; Drosophilidae
Molecular function (GO): structural constituent of cuticle
Source: RefSeq, a predicted model, not a curated record